Messenger RNA from Plasmodium gallinaceum, 1377 nucleotides. RefSeq names its product conserved Plasmodium protein, unknown function. Bases 1 to 1377 code for a protein of 458 amino acids. The transcript is spliced from 11 exons. NCBI's taxonomy places the organism in Eukaryota, Apicomplexa, Aconoidasida, Haemosporida, Plasmodiidae. Gene Ontology annotation, molecular function: DNA-directed DNA polymerase activity. The record is from RefSeq and is a predicted model, not a curated record. Gene Ontology annotation, cellular component: delta DNA polymerase complex; nucleus. Gene Ontology annotation, biological process: DNA strand elongation involved in DNA replication; nucleotide-excision repair, DNA gap filling; DNA replication.
AUGAAUACACAAAGUGUUAAGAAUAUUACUAGCAUAGAAGAGUUACUUUUUUUAUAUGAUUCUUUGAUAAAUGAUGGACAUGUUAUUACAGUCGUGAAUGUCAAAAAUUCAUUAAAACUUCCUUCUGAUUUGUCGCAAAAAUUUAUGAACUACUAUUACGGAAAUAGGAAAGACCAAUUAUCUGUUACAUACUUGGUUGAAGGAUAUAAAAAAGACAGUAAUGAAUACAUUUGUGCUAUUUUGACUCAAAAGGAAGUUUUAGAACUGCAAAAAGAACAAAAUGAAUAUUCUAUAAAAAUUUAUAGCAUACAAUCAAAUAAAAGCAAAAUAGAUUUAUCAGUAUUAUGGAAGCAAGAAAUAAAUGAAUUAAAUAAAGUAUUUGAAAACACUGAUUUAAAAAAUCAACUAUUAAUUCCUCAAUUUUCUGAUAUUAUAUUAGGUGAUUUAGAAGUAAAAAAUGUAGAAAAUAAUUUAAAUUCACAACAUAGUUUUCUUCAAAAUGAAAAAGAAAUCAAAGACAAUAAUAGAAAAAUAAAUGUUAAGGAAACGGAUAAUAAUAAAAACAAAGAUGAUAAUAAUGUAGAUAAAAAGAUAGAUUCUAUAAGUGAAUAUAAAAUUAAAGAUAGAAUCGAUGAUGAAAGAACAAAAACACUUAUUAAAAAGGAGAUCCAUAUUGAAGAUAAAGAUAGUAAUGAAAGCGAACAAUUAAAAAAAAAUAUUGAAAACGACUAUUCAAAAAUUGUAAAUUCAUUUAGAAAUGAAAAUUCAAAUUUAAGUAAUGAUUCUGAUAAUUUUAAACAAAGUUCAAAUGUAUCUAAUAAAAGAAAACUUGAAGAUAGUAAUUCCUAUAAAAUAAAAAGAGAAAAUCUGACAGUAGAUUCAGUGAAUAAUGAAAUAAAUAAACCCAUAUGUGAAGUUAAUUCAAAAACUAUGAAUAAAUCUAAACCUAAUAAAAGUGAAAAUGAAACACUCACUAAUAACAUUUUAAUUAAAAAAGAGAAAAAAAUAGAUGAAUCAAAUAAAAAUAGAAUUGAAACAAAACUAAAGAAAACCAAGUUGGAAAUUAAAAAGACUGAUGUAAAACCAGAAUUGUUUCAAUCUGAUUCUAGUGAUGAUAAUGAGAAUAAAAUUUUAGAAGAAAAUGAAAAACCCUUGAAAACAUUUCCAAAAAUUAAAUCAGUAAAAGAAACACAAAUGUUUUAUGAAAAUGGGUAUCUGGUGACUGUCGAUAAAGAUUCAUGUAUUCAUAUAGAUAGCUCAGAAUCAAAUAAUAAUGAUCCUAAAAAAGUUAUCAAAGAUACUACCUCAUCAAAUAAUAAAAAGAGAAAAAAUCUUCAGCAAACAUUAUUGACGAAUUUUUUUAAAAAGAAAAAGUGA